CUACUCAACAAGCUGCAUCGAUUCCACAGCUUCCAAUAUGACAUAGUAAUCUUCAGCAAGCGUCGCCGACUUCAGUAAGCCCGUCACUCCCAGCCGUAUGACCAAAUCCAUGAGGCGUUUUAAGUAGGAUACUUUUCGCCACUGAUUCAAUCCACUUUCUGCGAAUAUCUGGAAGACGACGUCCUUUUGCAGUUUAAGGGCACAAUCUAUGCUCUCAGCUUUUGACAUUUCGCUGGUGAAGUUUGUCACAGCCCGAGAUACAGCAUUCGUCAAACUGACAGUAAGAUCAAUGACAUUACGAUACAGAGCUGAUAGAAUAUAGGCUCUUCCAAUAUUAUCUGGAUUUCUUAGAAGGCCAACUUCAAAAAUCGCUUCUGACAGGUAUAUAAUGGCAGUAUUAAGUAGCAGAGCUACNAGUGUGUACAUCUUCACAACAUGAGUUGGUAUAAGUUUCUCUAUUUUCGAUGGCGGACUGUAUGUUAACGACAACAGGUCGACAAAGAGGAUCUCUGUCUCUUGCUCAAGGGGCUCUGCAGGUGCAUCAUUUACAAGACCAGAACUUCGCAAAUCCUCAAAUACACAUUUGUCGGAUGAAGAUAGCUUAAAAUUCGUUACAAAAGGGAACUUUCUGGCUAGACCUUUUGUGAACGACUCUGAGACUCGCCGAAGUUGUUGCUUCGAAACCUCUUCCAUGGGUCGGUUCAGAAUAGACUCCUUCUUGCACGUCGUCAUCAAAAUAUCGAUAUCUGCUGCUUUAAGCAACAAAGCCAUCGUAUCUCCUGAAACUUUAUCGAGUGUGUUAUGUUGGAAUGAUCAAGGAAGCUGCUGUGGCUUCACUCAUAUGAGCUUUGUCCAUCAUGUUGUUAUAAUCGCCACACUUGGCGAUAGAAGGUAACAAAUCAAGAAGAAACGUUGGACAAAGAUCUUGUAUAAGCACAUAGUCACUUGAAUCCAGUUUCACGGUUGCGUCGGUGAGGAUUUUUCGAGUGAUUGACGGUGACAAUGAAGAGGUAGGCCAAAUUAUGAACUCUAAUUCUGAAUCGUGCAGCCAUCCUUGUUCUACCCAAGCGCCAACUCUCUUUGCAAACAUUUUCCAAGCCACCUCGAAUAUCUCCUGAAGAUCUUGUAUUUCUUUCUCCACUACAGCCCUCAUUCGCAUGUUGUACAACAGUGUCAGUACCUGACCUCCGAUCAAGCAGUCCUUUUUCAAUGCAGCAACCACAUUAGCGUACACUUUAAUAGACGACUGCACAGUAGCAACACUGCGACUAAGCGUAUUCAAACCAAAAUCAGCCAAGUCAUAUGCUUCAGCUUCAAUGAUGGGAGAUACAAGCUUGUUCAAUCGCUUCAUUAUUUCCUCAGCUACAGCCCUCGUUGUAAGAGAGAACGAAUAAUCAUGCUUUAGAGCAUAUCCGUAAACUCGAACGUGCCAGAUGUCAAUGAAACUUUUCUUGAAUCUCUCCACCGCUGACCUCAUGAACGGAUCUAACGAAGGAUUCACUUUUAUUCCCACUGGCGCGUCAGUAUCGGAUCCGUAAGUGAAGCGGAUAUUUUCCGUUUCGUAACCAUAGUCUAACUUUGAAGCAAACAAACCAUUGA
Molecule: messenger RNA, 1599 nt
Organism: Haemonchus placei
Lineage: Eukaryota; Metazoa; Nematoda; Chromadorea; Rhabditida; Trichostrongylidae
Source: the annotation of a GenBank genome assembly